AUGUUCGAGCGACACCGGAAAGAAAACGGCGCCAUUGAGGUGCCGCUCCGGGAUGACGAAGUAGAUGCAUUGUAUAUUGCACUUCGAAUCGCUCAUCUACGCUUCCAUGAGAUACCAAGGAAAGACGGCCUUACAAUCGAUGCCCUACUCGAGCUCGCUGUCGUGUGCGCCAGAUACGACAUUGUCAAGCUUGUUCGGCCGUUCCUGGAUCUCUACGGAUGGGCGCAAUGCCACUAUCCCGAUACGGACUCCGGAGAACGAUGCGAUCCCGGCUGGUUCUAUGUUGCCUGGACUUUCGGCUACAAGGACAGCUUUCAACGUCUUACCCGGUUCACGGUGAAGAAGAUCGGGCUAGAUGACGACGGGAACGCUAUCAUGGACGACGGCCAAAAGCUCCCAAAGUAUAUGCCUCCAGGGCUUCUGGAUAUGCUGACCAACCUUCAAGAGCGCAUGCUGCAAAUCAGGGAAGCUACACUUUCGGCUAUGCUGGAUGUUCUCUACGAUAUUCUAGACGAUAUCAUACACGUGUAUGUCUGUCAAGUCGAUGAAUCAUGGGAGCCCAAGUGUCGAGCCAUGGUUCUAGGCUCCUUCAUCUCUUUCCUCUUGGAGAAUGAUCUCUAUCCAGCACGACGGAGAGCUUCCGAAACUCCCUUCAGCAUCCAAAAGCUGUACGACCUCGCGCACUCUGCCCAGAUCUUGACUUUCGAAUCACAUGACUAUACAGGUAUGGCGGCACAUAUCCGGCGGUCUAGUUGGGAUCCUGCAAACGUUACGGCGGAGACAUUCAAAAACAAUGGCGGCCUGACUCUGCACAAGAAGUGUUUUGGGGCCUUUCAUCUCCGAUCGAAGCUGAAGACUAUUUACUCAGACAUAGGCUCAGCCGUGCUCCAAUCUCACAUUGAGCACAUGGAUAAGCAGGCUCUGAAGUAA
Messenger RNA from Alternaria novae-zelandiae, 930 nucleotides. RefSeq lists its product as uncharacterized. Bases 1 to 930 code for a protein of 309 amino acids. The record is from RefSeq and is a predicted model, not a curated record. NCBI's taxonomy places the organism in Eukaryota, Fungi, Ascomycota, Dothideomycetes, Pleosporales, Pleosporaceae. The transcript is spliced from 2 exons.